This is a messenger RNA of Symbiodinium sp. CCMP2592, 1230 nucleotides long. The record is from the annotation of a GenBank genome assembly. NCBI's taxonomy places the organism in Eukaryota, Dinophyceae, Suessiales, Symbiodiniaceae.
AUGUCAUUGUCAAAAAUGGCCGAGAGGACGGAUCACGUGCAUCGGCUGGACGGUGAGGAGCAGGCGGUGGAGGCACUGCUGAGCAACGUGCAUCCCGUGCAGCUCCGGCGGCCGUUACGGCCGUUCGUGGUGCUGACGCUUGACACGAUGGACUUUGCUUGCUGGCUCUUUGGCGUGGAUGCAGCGGAUCCGAAGCUGCCGGCUAGCCUGACCAGAGGAGCUGGCGAGGAGGAGGAGGGGGAUGACAGCAGCGCGUUGUCCAUCCCGCGGAGCGUCUCGUGCUUGCUGGGCGAGUUCGGCUGCGAUCACCUGAUAACCUUUGGGAUCCUGCUCUUGGGCGGUGCAGCCACCGCUGCAACGGGCGGGACCACACUGGCGCUAGCGUCGAUGGGAGCCUCGAUUCCGGCCUGGAUGCAGAACGUGCCUGUCUUCAGUAACUUGUUGGCUGGCGGCACUCUCGCCUGCUACGGGUUGCGCUGGCUCACCGAGGAACGCUUGGGAGACUCCCCGCGAUGGUUCAUCAGGCUGUGCAGCGCCAACUUGCUGCUCGCGGGCUUGAUCCACCUCGGGAUGAGUGCAGUUUUAUAUGGCGGCAUCGGGUCUUGGCAUAUUCCUGCCGAGAUCAUGUUGCUCAUCAAAUCGCAUGCUGGUGUGCAGCUUUUUGCUCCUUACUACGCCAUUCAGAUAGUGACCCUGCCUUUGGCUGUGACCUGCAUGACCAGCUAUGCCAGAUACGACGCGUACAAUCAUCUCAUUCCUCUGCUUUAUGCGGGAAUGGCCACAUACUGCUUUGCGACCCCAUACGACCUGGCAGCAUGGGCGGGGUCCUUCGCACUGGCAGUGUGUUGGAUAUAUACCGACGCCAAGGAGCUACGUCAGGCCGAAACGGCAACGCUGCGAGCCUGGUAUCAGACCAUGGACAGGCAAUCCGACGUGGUACAAGUUGGCGGCAAGUGCUUCGACGCCUACAUGCUCUGCAUGGUCGGGAUCCAGUUGGUUAUCAUCCGCGGCGGCGUCGUCUUGCCGGUAGAGCCGUGCCAUGCGGUGUGCCAUGCGGCUUGUGCACUGACCACUGUAGUCGGCCUGGUUAGUACGACACGCCCGUUGUUGAGGAACUCGCACAAGCUCAAGGAGAUCCUUGCAAUCCAGCGCAGAACCACUCGCCAGACCGUCAUGCUUGCCGACGAGGAACAGCAGCAGCUUCUCCGCGAUCCGCAGCUCGCUGGAUGA